Messenger RNA from Suhomyces tanzawaensis NRRL Y-17324, 1379 nucleotides. RefSeq lists its product as uncharacterized. NCBI's taxonomy places the organism in Eukaryota, Fungi, Ascomycota, Pichiomycetes, Serinales, Debaryomycetaceae. The transcript has a single exon. The record is from RefSeq and is a predicted model, not a curated record. Bases 32 to 1222 code for a protein of 396 amino acids.
CGAAAACUUUUCAUUACAACCAUAAGCAGUCAUGAAUGGUGUUUCCAAGCCACUCAAUGGUCUAUUGUCCUUAUCGACCCGUACAAACUUCCUCAACGAUGUAAAAAAAAAUCCAUUAUUGUCCUCCAUUCUUCAGGAGGCCAAACCUUCACCAGAAACCGUUAACGCCCCAUCGACCUUGCCAUUGAACAUCCUUCCCAAGCAAGAGAUCUACGACCAAGUUGCCCGUGAAAACCCUGAGGCGUCGAGCCAUGGGCUCAAAUUCAAGCAAUCGUUUGGAUACGCCAAGUCCUUGAUGAAGUUCUAUAAGUCUGGGGUUACGAAUGUAUGGAAUAAUCACAAAUUGGUCCAGGAUUUGCGCAAGAAAGGAUACCAAUUGCAACAUGUUGACAGACGAGGUAACGAGCAGGCUAUUCGCAUUCCAAGCUUCAAGGUUCUUACUCAAGAGAUGAGCCAGCAGUUGUAUGUUGUGAAGACACAGAAACUGGCCACCAAAGAGGAGGGUGAAGUGAUUAAACACAACUCAACUGAAGGCGAAAAGCUUUUCAACCUCACCAGAGCUCAGUAUCAGCUCAUGAACCGUACUCCUCGUGACUUUUACAAGCUUCCAAUGUUUGGUUUGAUAUUCGCUAUUUUCAUGGAAAUGACUCCUCUUGUCUGUUACGCCAUUCCAGAGCUUACACCCCUGACGUGCGUCCUCCCAUCCAUAUUACCUCGUAUGUGGAAUACCAAGAUUGUCAAACAAUUGCUGCAGGCUGCAACUCGUCCAGAUAAACAAGCUCAAAAUGCCUACAACUUACCAAUCGAAGAAGUCCGGAUUUUGUGCAAGUCAUUAAGAAUUUCUUCGAAGUACCUCCCUUCGUUCGUUUAUCCUGAGACUUACUUGAGAAACCAGUUGCAGCACUACUAUAAUUAUUUAAAGGUUGAUAACUACUAUCUCUCAGGUUUAAAUGGCGGUGGAAAUGUUUGGAACAUGACCAACCAAGAAGUUAUGGAGGCAUCUUUGGAAAGGCUUUUGAUCGAUGAUCUCGCAAAGGUGACCAAGGAGUUUGAUGCAAUUAAAAAUGAAGUAGAGAGAGCCGAGAAGGAAACGAGCUACUUCAACGAAUUAAGAGUGAGAUUGGCCAAGUUUGUUGUUGAAUUUGAAAACUUCAAUGUGGGAUACUUAGGUAGAGAAAGUAUGGCCGAUGCCGACAUCAAGAAAAUCAUGGAAUGGAGAUAGCUCUACGAGUAGCUAGACCGUCCAAAAACCCUCUACACUCGGAAAAGGAUGUUUGAUGUGAACCUACCCUAGGUGAUUGUAAAUAGAAUGUACAUAUGCCGAUAUCCCGAGUUCAUGCUGUAAUUCAAUUCCGUAGACGACUACAUUAAGAUUUCAU